AUGUCCGUCCUCCCGCUUCUUCAUCUUUUUCUCAUUUCUUCUCUUCAAAUCGCCCCAACUGCCACGUCAUCACCUUCCCAAUUUCCGUGUCCGACAAGAUGUCAAUGCUAUGCGGAUAACGAGCAGAACCAACAAGUACAUCUCAUUUGCAAGUGGGAACAGCUGAAUGUGACUACUCUCCAACUUGCACGUCCUGAUCUCGUCCGAACUCUUACUAUAAAAUGCCCUUAUCAUUCUCCAAAAGUAUCAACUCCACCUCAUUCAUUAUUUCAAGGGUUUCGAAAUCUAGAUCGUCUCGAAUUAGAUAGAUGCUUAAUUGAUACUGUUCCAGAAGGACUUUUUGCGGGUCUUGGUCAACUCUAUUCCCUUAUCGUUAAAAAUGCAAAAAUUACCGAUUUUCCUCGAGAGAUAUUCGCCCAUGUUCCCAACUUGAUGACAUUGGAUCUUUCUGGGAAUCGAUUGAGAAUUGAACCAUAUUCAUUAAGAUCAUUACAAAACUUGAUUCACUUGGAUGUAAGUGACAAUGAUAUUGGAUUUCUGACAAAUACGUUGAUAUCCCUGACAAAGUUAAAAGUUAUCACAAUGAACAACAAUAAGAUAACGAAUAUCGAUUUCAGAAGAUUUCCUGAAAACCUGACCGACUUAUCAAUUCGGCAUAACCUCGUCUCCACAAUUCACUAUGUUCCAGCAAGUGCUAGAAAUCUGAAACGCCUUGAUUUGGCUGGAAAUCGAAUGGAAUUUGUUGGUGGUUUGACGACUGGAGCUGUGAAUGUAUUGCCUGCAGAGUUGAAACACGUGGAUUUGUCGAAUAACAAGUUGACGUAUUUACAUGAUCAUGCAUUUGAGCACUUGACAAAUUUGAUUUUGCUGGAUUUAAAAAACAACAGCCUAAAGGAAGUGAAGUCAUCAAGUUUUGCUGGUUCCAAAUUUCAAGUCAAAUUGUUUUUAUCCGAGAAUCCACUACUAUGUCACUGUAAUCAUAAAUGGUUAAUGGAUUCUUCUGCUAAAAACAUAUCAAUUGGAGACCUUCAGACAAUUGAAUGUCUCAAUAUAUUGAAACCAGAAAAGAAAAUGCUGCUCACGUUAGCUCAUUCAAGGAAUCAACUGCUCUGCAAAUAUUCUAAUAUGUGUGAAGCAGAUUGUGAAUGUUGUCAGAAAAAAGAAUGUGAAUGUCGUUUCGAAUGCCCGCCGACGUGCAAAUGCUUGAGAUCUGCGGAUGUCUCUAUUGUGAGGACAUCUCAAAACAUUAUGGUUUGCGACAAACUUCGAUGGGAUAAGCUCGGAAAAUUUCCAUCCCCAUUGACACAAUUACAUAUGAAUCAGACUGAUUGGAAGAUUUUUGAGACCGAGAAAUUGAAAGAACUGAGCAACUUGCGAGCUUUGAAGAUCACAAAUAGCAAAAUGACUUCAGUGGAAAUGGAAAAGCUCACUGAUCUUGCCAAUUUGACCCAUCUCGAAAUAACAUCUUCUGCCAUCACCUCAAUUCCAGAAACCAUUACAAAAUUACCAUCUUUAACUCAUCUCUACUUAUCUGAUAACCCAUUGGAUCAACUUUCAUCAACAUCCUUAAAUCAUUUGGAUGGUUUAAAAAAGAUUCGAUUGGGUGGGAAUUUCAGCAGAUUUGCCUGUGAUUGUGAGUCACCAUCGGAUUUUCAGAGAUGGUUGAUGAGAAGAAUUAAUCGAGCAAAAAUAGAUGAUAUUGAUGAUUUAUAUUGUGAUUUAAAUGGUCAUGGAACAGUUUGGAUGUUGGAAGCUCUUCCAGGAACAAAUGAAAGUGUAUGCCUGGAUCCAACUGAAGAAACUAAACAAUGGAUGACAUUUGUGGAAAAUGCACAAAAAGGAAUAAUGGAAAGAGUUUAUACUUCAACUGAAUCAACAACUAAAUCUGAGAAAACAAUGAUGACAACUACAUUGAAAAAGAGUAUUUUGGAUACGAUGGAUGAACUAGAAGGUGUCAAAUCUACCGAAAAAAUUAGUAAUAAAGUAAUCUCAACGACAACCGUUCCCACAACAACUCCUCGAUAUCGCAAGAAAUACAAGAAUUAUGACAAUGAACCUCAUAAAUUUGUCAAUGUUCUCAUUUUCUUGCUCUUCUUAUGUGUGAUUAUCUUGAUAAUUUCAAUAGGAGUCACCGUAUAUUUGAAAUUUUGGCAUCCUGAAGAGCUUUUAAUGAAGCGUCGGAAAAAAGAAAGACUUCGACCGGAAAUUCAAAGAGAAGAAGAACCAUUGCAGCAUUUAGAUUGAAGAAGAAUAAUAGAAGUUUUAGAAUUGAAACGGGUAUAGAUUUUAUUUUUUGGUAUUUGUUUUUUCGAGCAGAUAAAUACAUUUUAUUC
Messenger RNA from Caenorhabditis elegans, 2333 nucleotides. It is a transcript of the gene lron-14, whose product is annotated as eLRR (extracellular Leucine-Rich Repeat) ONly. NCBI's taxonomy places the organism in Eukaryota, Metazoa, Nematoda, Chromadorea, Rhabditida, Rhabditidae. The transcript is spliced from 15 exons. The coding region runs from base 1 to 2244 and encodes 747 amino acids. The record is from RefSeq and is marked reviewed.